AUGAGUAAACAAAUCCCGUUCUUUGUUCAGUCUCCUCUCCCAGAAGCCGCUAGAUGGAUCGGCGGCCUCGGGAGAGACUACGAUGGUCUCACUAUCAAGAAGACUACUUUUGAGACUCACGAAAGGGCUUGCGGUAUCGCCUGCACCCUCGCCGGAAACGUCAAGAUCGAGAUGCGUUACGGUUAUGAUGCGGAAAGAGGCUUUCAUGUGAUUGCUAUCAGAGGUCAAGAACACCGCGCCUAUAUCAAAGAAGGACUUGGGCAAAAGAAGGGCGUCGAAGCUGCUGGGGGAGGGCCUUCCGCAAUGACAGAUUAUCGUAAAGCUUUGGCUUCUAUGGAUGAUCGGUACAAAACUGACAGCGCGGAGGCUGUGGCGAACGCUUUCCUGGCUGGGCAAUUUUAG
Penicillium brevicompactum is the source of this 402-nucleotide messenger RNA. RefSeq lists its product as uncharacterized. Lineage: Eukaryota; Fungi; Ascomycota; Eurotiomycetes; Eurotiales; Aspergillaceae. The transcript has 2 exons. The record is from RefSeq and is a predicted model, not a curated record. The coding region runs from base 1 to 402 and encodes 133 amino acids.